Molecule: messenger RNA, 5231 nt
Organism: Clupea harengus (Atlantic herring)
Lineage: Eukaryota; Metazoa; Chordata; Actinopteri; Clupeiformes; Clupeidae
Gene: slc6a15
Product: solute carrier family 6 member 15
Biological process (GO): sodium ion transmembrane transport; L-leucine transport
Cellular component (GO): plasma membrane
Molecular function (GO): proline:sodium symporter activity
Source: RefSeq, a predicted model, not a curated record
ACCAUUAUUUUUAAUUGAUGGGUAAUCCUUCCUCUUAUUGUACUCUGAGUCUGGAGGGUUGCGGUGUCUGAUGAAAUAGUGCACAUGGAUGUCAUAGACGCGGGGCGAGGGAAAUGGUUGAAUCUUAAUUCAGGUGACAAGCCGUUUUGGAGGGAUAGAUUUGUAUGUAUCCCACAUAACACAAUUUCGCCUGAUUUAUAAAGCAUUUUGAUGAAUCUCAAAAAUUACGUAGACUAUUACCCUAUUUUGUGUAACAUAGGGGGCAUCAUGUGUUCAUGUAGGCUAUUGGUUUAAAUGAGGUAAAAUGGCCUGAAUUCAUUUUUAGUUAGGCCACCGUUGCCCACCAUUAAUUGUACAAUCUAGUUUAUUAUUGGACAAAGGAACAGACCAGCCAACGCUAUUUCCUUAAACAACCCUGUUAUUGUUUCACAUACUUGUUAUGCGAUUUAUGGUGGGCUAUUAAGUUAGGCCUAUGAAUAUUUUUGAUGAGCUUUUUGGGGAAAUAUUAGUGGAAUCUAAUCCUAGAGGUGUAAAGAAAAUCUAUUAAUCACUGAAGCCGCGCAGGGGAGCGCCGAUAGGCUGUCGCCGUCGCUCUGCAGAACCAGAACAUUGUUUUGGUAACUGACUGUGGCUUGAUUUAUGAACCUCUUUUUAUGUAUGUGCAUGUGAAAUAUAUAUGUGUGUCUUGCUUAUGCCUGGACAAACCAAACAGAGAUGGCGUCUAAGUUUUGAUUGAGCUCUCCGGGUCGUGUGGAAAACGAAUGUUUGGGUUCGUAUGCAAAUCGCCUCGUGCAUUGCGUCGGGGAUCAAUUAUUUAGGCGCGCGGAUACGCGAUCUUCCAGAGCACACCCACUAUUCUUGAGGAUUUUCCACCUGUCACUGCAUUUGGACCCAUGUGAGAUAUCAACAUAUGUUUCGAUAUUCUAGGUAGAUUUAAGACAUCUGGUGACAAUGAAGAAUUAAACCAAGGCACCAACACUUCAUCUUUUUCAUUGAAACUUCGCUAAGUUUAAAACAUUGCCUUACUUUGACUGGAAUCCUGCAUCUAUCAAGUGACCAUUGCACCCCACACCUUCAACCACCAAAAAGACAUUACGCCUCCCACCCCUGCCUUGGUUUGUUUAUCAAAUGCCCAAAAACAGCAAGGCCGUCAAGAGAGAGCUUGACGAUGAUGUUACUGAGUCAGUCAAAGACCUGCUUUCCAACGAGGACACUUGUGACGACUCCUUCAAGAAGAGCUCACUGAUUGUCAAUGAUGUCUCUGAGGACAAGGACAAGGACAAAGAUGUUGAAGAGGCCUCCGAUGAUGCUGAGGAGGUGAGGCCUGCUUGGAACAGCAAGCUUCAGUACAUCCUGGCUCAGGUUGGCUUCUCUGUUGGUCUGGGAAAUGUGUGGAGGUUCCCCUACCUGUGUCAGAAGAAUGGUGGAGGGGCCUACCUGGUACCGUAUUUCAUCCUGCUGGUACUGAUUGGGAUCCCGCUGUUCUUUCUGGAGCUGGCCGUGGGUCAGCGCAUCCGCCGCGGCAGCAUCGGAGUCUGGAACUACAUCAGUCCCCGCCUGGGUGGCAUCGGCUUCGCCAGCUGUGUGGUGUGCUUUUUCGUGGCCCUCUACUACAAUGUCAUCAUUGGCUGGAGCCUGUUCUACUUCUCGCAGUCCUUCCAGCAGCCUCUGCCCUGGAACGAGUGCCCACUGGUGAAGACCAGGAACACCACCUAUGUGGUGCCCGAGUGUGAGAAGAGCUCAGCCACCACCUACUACUGGUACCGCGAGGCCCUCGACAUCUCCAACAACAUUUCGGAGAGUGGCGGUCUCAACUGGAAGAUGACAGUGUGCUUGCUGGUUGCCUGGACCAUGGUGUGCCUGGCUAUGAUAAAGGGCAUUCAGUCUUCUGGGAAGAUCAUGUACUUCAGCUCCCUGUUUCCUUACGUGGUCCUGAUCUGUUUCCUGGUGAGAGCCCUCCUCCUUGAAGGUUCAGUCGAUGGCAUCCGUCACAUGUUCACACCCAAGUUAGAGAUCAUGCUGGAGCCGAAGGUGUGGCGUGAGGCGGCCACGCAGGUCUUCUUCGCCCUUGGCCUGGGCUUCGGAGGCGUCAUCGCCUUCUCCAGCUACAACAAGCGCGACAACAACUGCCACCUGGACGCCGUGCUGGUGUCCUUCAUCAACUUCUUCACCUCCGUGCUGGCCACGCUGGUGGUGUUCGCCGUGCUCGGCUUCAAGGCCAACGUCAUGAACGCCAAGUGUGUUGCCGAAAACACCAAGAAGAUUGAGGGUUUCCUGGGUAACGGGAUCAGUCGUGACCUGAUCCCUCAUCACAUCAACUUCAGCAGCAGUGUGAGCGCCCAGGACUACACCCAGAUGACCGAGAUCCUGCGGGGGGUGAUGGAGAAGGACUACUCAAGCCUGGGCCUGGACACCUGCAGCAUUGAGGACGAGCUCAACAAGGCAGUGCAGGGAACAGGGCUGGCCUUCAUUGCCUUUACAGAGGCCAUGACUCAUUUCCCAGCCUCUCCCUUCUGGUCGGUCAUGUUCUUCCUCAUGCUGGUGAACCUGGGUCUGGGCAGCAUGUUUGGCACCAUUGAGGGCAUCAUCACACCCAUCGUGGACACCUUCAAAGUGCGCAAGGAGUUCCUCACUGUGGGCUGUUGUCUGCUGGCAUUCAGCUUUGGCCUGCUUUUCGUCCAGCGCUCAGGAAACUACUUUGUGGCCAUGUUUGAUGACUACUCAGCCACACUGCCCCUCCUCAUAGUCGUCAUCCUGGAGAAUAUUGCUGUGGCCUGGGUCUAUGGCACAGACAAGUUCUUUGAGGACCUGAAGGACAUGCUGGGGUUCUCGCCCUCGCGGUACUACUACUACAUGUGGAAGUAUGUGACCCCAGUGCUGCUGCUGACGCUGCUGGGCACCAGCAUCAUCCAGCUGGGCAUGACACCCCCCAGCUACAGCGCCUGGAUCAAAGAGGAGGCUAAAGAGGUGUCCCUCAGCUACCCACCGUGGGGUCUGGCCGUGUGUGUCUCUCUUGUGGUGAUGGCUGUGCUGCCCGUGCCCGUGAUCUUCCUGCUGCGCUACUUCAACAUCAUGGACGACAGCGCCGCGGGCCUGUCCGCCGUCUCCUACCGCAAGGCCCGCAUCAUCAAGGAGAGCGUCCGGCGCGAAGAGGACGACGACGACGACGCCAGCCUCCUCAACGCCAAGACCCCCAGCCAGGCGCCCUCGCCCAUGCCCCCCAACAGCAUCUACCGCAAGCAGAGCGGAUGCCCGCUGCCCGAUGUCAACACGGCCCCUAAUGGACGCUACGGCAUCGGCUACCUCAUGGCCGACAUGCCUGACAUGCCUGAGUCUGACCUGUAGAGGGCGGUAGUGUUUCACCUUAACCUGUGGAUCAUGUCCCUCCCGCGUUACCUUAUCACAACAUUCCUUUGCAAAGUUACACACAUCCUGAUACACUUCAACUCUUGUAAAAAAAAAAAAGAACAUUGUCUUACAUAAUACCUUUUAUUCAUGUCCACAUACAGCACAACACCUCCCCCCCCCCCCCCCACACACACACACAUACACACUCACUACCCUGGCUUAACAGCAAUCACCAAAACAGUAUCAUAUCCCUCCUCCUCCACCUCCCACAACUCAGAGAGUACCCCCGCUCUCUCAAACACAAACACAAAAACACAUCACCCUCUCCCCAUUCUCAGCAGCUAGAUUUGGCAACUCCCUCAGCAAUCCAGCCCCAACCACCUACAUUUAACGUCAGCAAAGGUACUCUUGACCUUGACUCUUCACCUGCGUCAGCUUCUGACAUCACCUUUGCUUGGCAUCUCCACUGGCUGUGCAUUUCAUUGCGUUUGGGGAAACGUCUGUGUAUUUCAACUUGUAUAUAUUCUAUGUGCGUAUGGCUGUAGAUAGGUUAACGCCCCACUUUCUGAUAUGACCGUAGGGGUGUGCCAUAGAAUGGCAGGACAUGUACCGAUCACGUCACGGGUCAGUGCAGUAACUGUCCACCAACCCAUGAUUGUUAGAAGCAGCAUAGCCGCUUUUUCUCCAGUGAGCCUAGAAAGUACUGAUUUAUGUUUAAGGCACAAUUACAGACUUAUUUCGCAUGAGAAUGAGACUAAAAACAACCAGCUUCAUUUUCAAGUUAAAGGACAACGAAAGGGACAAGGAAAUGAAAAUGUAGCUUGCUUUGUUGCUGGUAGUGUCAAAUCCUAGUGACAUUUAGUAAGACUACCAACCUAUCAAGCAAGCAAACGGCCAAGUCUGCAGUCCUACACGUCCCUUGGGCCUCUUUGAGUAUUGAGUAUUGCCACACCAGUAUUUGUUUGCUUUAUCUGCACUUGCUUUUUUUAUUUGUUUUGCAACUCCAGUCUGUAAUGAGAAUUGGCUCCAAACCACUUUGAAAUUGAUUGAAUCAGCUUAUAGACUCAGAGGGAAAAUCUGAGCUUGCACUAUUUGACUUGCCAGUGUGAGGCUGAAGUAGAGGAAGUGAAUCCUUCUCUCUUUAUGCAUCUUGUGAUGAAAAGGAUCCAUCCGUACAUAUCUGCUUCGGGCCCUUCAGCAGUCGCCAUGCUGUAGCUGGACCUCAAAUGAAAGUCCUUCCUCCUCAUCUUCACAAACUCCUCCCCAUAACUCGCUGAUUGGAUCAUCAUGAAAAUGGCUGACAAUACUGUUCUAAAAGGAGUCUCUACACCAUAAUCCCAACAGUAAGAGUUGAGAUGUAGCCUGGCAUUUAGACAAACUUCUCUAAUUGAAAGAGAUGGUUUAUUUGAGUCACUUGCCAGAUCUCUGUCUUUCUCAUGAAUUAAGUUACCCGUUGUGCUUUUAAACACGCAAUCGGACUUGUCUCUAGUGGGUUCACCACGUAGCACGACAGUGAAUGGAAGGCAUAAACACCACAAAUGAUUGUUCUAAGCAAAAUGUGUGCCUAAUUUCUGAUAUUUCUUAAUAGACUACAAGGUGGAUGUUGUAUAUUUACAGUACUCUGUAAAUUAUAUAUAUGUAUAUUAUAAAUAUAUUUGACUUAAGUUUCGAUAUCAGAACAUGUUUUUGGUAAGUGCUGAAAAUCCAAAACUCUGGUCUCUUUUUGUCCCAUCUGUCUUUUGUGUCCACUGAUGUGCAAUCAUCAGAAGUUCCAGAAAUCUUUUUCUUUUGUACAUAUUGUAUUUUUCCAUGAAACUGCUUUGACGCGCAAUGUCUUUCUUUCUCCUUGCAUUGAGAUUAAAAAUUCCAUAACUGAUCCAUAA